CUUCCUGCCUACCCGGCGCCGAGCGCUCCGCCCUCAAACCCUAGCGAGCGAGAGGCCCCCGCCCCCCACCGCCACCCAUGGAGAGCCCCCUCCGCCGCCUCGCACUGCUGCUCGGCCUCCUCGCCGUGGCCGCGGCGGCCGCCACGAGGGCCGGGGCGCAGCCGGCGUGCGAGCCCUCCAACCUCGCCACCCAGAUCACGCUCUUCUGCAUGCCCGACAUGCCCACGGCGCCCUGCUGCGAGCCGGUCGUCGCCUCCGUCGACCUCGGCGGCGGCGUCCCCUGCCUCUGCCGCGUCGCCGCCCAGCCGCAGCUCGUCCUCGCCCGCCUCAACGCCUCCCACCUCCUCGCGCUCUACACCGCCUGCGGGGGGCUGCGCACCGGAGGCGCCCACCUCGCCGCCGCCUGCCAAGGUCCGUCGCCCCCUGCCACCGUCCCCGUCAUCGCCCCGCCGCCCCCCGCGCCUCGCCACAAGCUGCCAGCACGCGGCGAGGCCCUUCCCCCACCGCCGACGAGCGAGAAGCCGUCGCCGCCUCCCCAGCAGCAGCCCGGUGGAACCGCCACCCACAGCAAGGCCAUCCCCGCCAGCCCGGCCGCCGCAUCCUCGCCGCUGGCGCCGGCCGCCGCGCCCACCCCGCCGACCUCCGGCUCCGACAAGAGGCGCCGCCCCUCCACCUCCGAUGUGGAGCCGUCUCUGCAGGAUACGGAGUCUGGCGACGCCCACCUUGACAGGGAGCCCCUGCUUGAUGAGGAGUCCGACGAAGAGCACGCGCCAACCUUCCCAGUUCUAAGCAAGAAGGUAAAGCUCUAA
Messenger RNA from Panicum virgatum (switchgrass), 809 nucleotides. Its product is annotated as predicted GPI-anchored protein 58. The coding region runs from base 78 to 809 and encodes 243 amino acids. The transcript is spliced from 5 exons. The record is from RefSeq and is a predicted model, not a curated record. NCBI's taxonomy places the organism in Eukaryota, Viridiplantae, Streptophyta, Magnoliopsida, Poales, Poaceae.